Molecule: messenger RNA, 2675 nt
Organism: Chara braunii
Lineage: Eukaryota; Viridiplantae; Streptophyta; Charophyceae; Charales; Characeae
Source: the annotation of a GenBank genome assembly
GUCAAUUUUUUUUUUUUUUUUUUUUUUUUUUUUUGCCUUUUUUUUUUAUGGUUCAAGUUAGUAUGGUCUCCAUACUCUCCACUCUACGGAUUGGUGGAAAGUUUGAUUAAAAUGACCCUUUGAAAAUUAGGGUCUCCGUUAACCUUCUCUCGGUACGCCGCGGUGAUGGACAAGGAUGAGGAGGAGGACGAGGAGGAGGAGGACGAGGAGGAGGAGGAAGAACGGGGGGAGGAGGCGCCUAGGAGGAGGAGGGGGAGGUGGAGUAUGAGGAGUACGGAGAAGAGGAGGAGGAGGACGAGGACGACGAAGAAGAAGUGGAGGAGGAAGAAGAAGAGGAGGAGGAAGAAGAAGAGGAAGAGGAGGAGGACGACAAAGAAGAAGAUGAGAAGGACGAGGAAGAGGGGGAGGAGGACGGCGACGGCAAUGGACAACGAGGACGAGGAGGGGGUGGAGGACACGGAGGAGGAAGAAGAGGAGGAGGACGACGAAGAAGAAGAUGAGGAGGACGAGGAAGAGGAGGAGGAGGAGGACGACGGCAAUGGACGACGAGGACGAGUAGGAGGUGGAGGACAAGGAGGAGGAAGAAGAGGAGGAGAAGAAGGAGCAGGAGGACAUGGAGGAGGAGGACGUGGACAGAAAGCAGGAGGAGGAGGAGGAGGAUGGCGGCAAUGGACGGCGGAGGAGGAGGAGGAGGAUGGCGGCAAUGGACGGCGGAGGAGGAGGACGGCGGCAAUGGACGACGAGGACGAGGAGGAGGUGGAGGAUAAGGAGGAGGAAGAAGAGGAGGAGAAGGAGGAGGAGGACGGGGAGGAGGAGGAAGUGGACAGAAAGAAGGAGGAGGAAGUGGACAGAAAGGAGGAGGAGAGGAGGAGGAGGAGGACGGCGGCAAUGGACGGCGAGGACGAGGAGGGGGUGGAGGACAAGGAGGAGGAAGAAGAGGAGGAGGACGASGAAGAAGAAGAGGAGGAGGACAAGGAAGAGGAGGAGGAGGAGGACGGCGGCAAUGGACGACGAGGACGAGGAGGAGGUGGAGGACAAGGAGGAGGAAGAAGAGGAGGAGAAGAAGGAGGAGGAGGACAGGGAGGAGGAGGAAACAUGGAUAAGCAAACAGCUUCCCUGGGAGUCGGAGAACGACAACAGAAUUGUGUAACUCAAACAGGACCGGACAGCGUGAACUGCCAGAUUGAUGGAUCAGUGGAGACGGUGAUUGAGGUGAAGACUUCGGGUAGUGGGAACGAACCAGCUUCGGGCAUUGCUAAGGACACUGUGAUAGUGCUGGAUGUCGAUUGUGAUGCAGACGAGGCUGCCAAUACUAACAUUAAUGAUGUGGAGAAGGAUGCGGAGGAUGAUGAUGUCGAGAACGGCGUGGAGAACGGCGUGGAGAAGGAUGUGGACAAAUAUGUGGACAAAUCAUCCCAUCAGCACACAUCCAACAUUUGUGUAGUUGAUCUGACAGAAAAUGUGACGGGCAAAGUAGGUGAGGGUGAGGAUCCAAGUCAAAUCCCAAAUGAAGAGACUGCAGUAUCAGAUAAUUGUUUACUGGAGAAGCAAAUCGUGAAGGCCCCAAACAACAACACUCUUGGACAGGAAGGAUCGCAUGGUCAUGGAAAGGGAAGGGACUGUGAAGUGUCCAAUCAAACUGAUGAUUUCAGAGAAAAGAUAGCCUCUGUUGCAGAUGGAAAGGAGACUACAUCAUUGGGUGACGAUCGGCAGAAGUACAGUUCAGUUGGAUGCCUUGAGCAAGGAAAGAGCCUGGUGAUAGGCGUGGAUGGCGUGAAUGAAGUGGAUGUCCCACAACGUGACCUUGAGGAGUAUGUUGAUGUCGCCGCGGAAAGACUGAUGUUUGAGGUGAGUACGAACACAGAACGCGUUCAUAUCUAUGCUGCAGAAGCGGAUGGGUUGUCAUCAGAUUCAAUUGGAGGCCACAUGUCGUUAGAGGCUAGUUUUCGCCCAGAAGAUUUGGCAAUUUGGGCAUCGAAUGGUGGAUCUGGAUCGCGAGUUGGGAUGGACGACGGCGGACUGCCCAAGGUACUGACGUCAUCCGAGGCACGGCUUAAACGAGCCAUGGAGUUCGUGCAGGAAUGGCAAGAAUUGCGUGCCAUUGAGCGCAAAAGACUAAGUGGUCGCCCAUUGGGAUUGCCCCUGCGGAUGGAGCUCUUGCGAUCAUAUAAAGAGCUGCAGUUGCCUCCAGAGGGUAUUGCUGCAGGAGGGAGCAACAAGCGAGUGACAUCUAGGCAUGAUGUGGCAGCUACCCCCCCACUGGAUUGUGAGUGGAGGAAGGUGGUCUGGGCAUCCUGCAAAAUGGAACGAAGGGCAACUCAAGCGGUUUCUGCAGCUGGUGAACCUCUUUGCAAGCUAUGCAUGAAACCUUGCAGAGGACCUGGGGCGAGCGUUCCUACCAGCCUGAAGGAUCUGUUCUGCUCCGUCUCAUGCUUGGAAGAAUAUCAGCAAAAGACGAACUUUGCAGCCAUGCGCGAGGAACUGUUUGAACUUGAGCACGGUGUAUGUGUCCUUUGUGGAUUAGAUUGCCACAAGCUGGUGGAGCGAAUUCGACCCCUUGACAAGCUCCAAAGACGUGAGCAUAUCCUGAAAAUGGCACCAGGAUUUGAAAAACGCCAGCGUCUGUGAGUCCUCUGCAUCCCUUUGCCACACUCACAGCGGUUUCCUUUUCCUAC